CAACUAAGUAGUGUUAAGACACUACAAUAUAAAACCAAGGAAAAACCUUUCCCCCCAACCAAUGUGGGAUUUUUCCCUUUCAUUUGUUUUUCUCUCUCUCUUGUUUUUUCCCAACCCCCUUAUUUUAUAUCAAGAACUUCCAACACCACCUACUUCUUUAAUUCAUUAUACUAAACAUGUCUAUUACUAAUUUUAUUUUUUUUUAAAGUGGGUAGAAAACUGUCCCCCUUGUCCCUACCUAGCUCCACUACUUCUUAUUUAAGUGAGGGGUGAGAAACAUAAGCAUAUGUGACUAUUUGAGGGUAAAUUCAUUCAUUAAUAACAAAAUCAGUGUUACUUAGUAAAACAUGGGCGACGUUUAGUGCCCCUAAAUAAUUCAGGAGCUUCGUUGUUUGUGGAAAACGUAAAGAAAGAGCGAUCCUUUUGGAUUCUCUUCUCAAUUCUCUCUUCAAAAUUCUGGUGUUGAUCUAAAAAGGCAAAUGCAGAAAUUGCACAGACUUCGAACUUUAAAAUCCUCAAUUUGGAGGUUGGUGGGUAUGCCGGAGUUAAAGAAACGAGCUUCAAAUACGGUUUCUGCUGUUCAAGACACCUAUUUUUCUACCAAGGAUACAUUUGAGAGGCACAAGGUGGUGUUUACAGUUGGUACUUCUAUAGCAUCAGUUGGUACUGCUUGGCUUGGAUACACUUUUCGUCAUGUUCAUGAUACAAGAGUUGAUAGAAGACUUGAUUCAAUUGAACAAGCGUUGAUGUACUGGUCUGGACUACAUGAAUUCGUACCACGUGGACAGGCAGUAAAGAAGCUUCUGACAGAUAUAUACAGGAAGCAGGGAAUUGACUGCACUGACUUUUUGACGUCUUUUACUGGUGUAAACUGUUGCCUGAGCACAGCAACGGUUUCUACAUUCCUGCAGCAUGAACCUCAGCCAACAGCCACCAAAAACAUGAUCCAUUUUUCCCAAAUGGCAAGGGAUGGAACAAUAGCAAGAUAUGACUAUCUAGACCCGGAUAAGAACUUGGAACGUUAUGGGCAGACUAAGCCUCCGGAAUAUGACCUGACAAACAUACCAAACAACCUCCCAAUGUUCAUAGCUCAUGGAGGAAGGGACGAGCUUGCUGAUGUUGACGAUGUUAAGUUCCUGCUGGAUAAACUCAAAAAUCAUGAUAAAGACAAGCUAUUCCUUCAGUUUGUUGAAGACUAUGCGCAUGCUGAUUAUGUCCUGGCUAUGAAUGCUAAGGAAAUCGUUUAUGAUCUUCUCAUUGAUUUCUUUAACAAACACAGUAAAUCUUAGCAAGGGAAAUAUGUGUUAUAGUGGAUGUAUUUGAUUUUUUUUUUGGUGUUUAGAGAGCCACAAGAACGGGGUGAGAAUUGACCCCAGGGUCUCCUUGAAUCGGAAGGGAAGCUCAAUCACUCUCAGUGGAUGUAUUUGAUCACUCUAAAUAUUUUCUAGUUUGGUAAUUUUCUUAGUACGAGAGUGCAUAGUGGCUUUUUUUUUUUACAACAUCCAUAGUGGCUUUCUUACAUAGCAUGUAAUAUUGUCAAUUUUAACUUGCGUUUUGGGGCCCAAACUCCCGGACCGUGACACUAAGUCAUAAAUGUGCUUACUGGCUUACGGCAACGUUCUAUCUGAUCAAAUCUAGUGUGUCAUUUGCA
Chenopodium quinoa (quinoa) is the source of this 1651-nucleotide messenger RNA. Its product is annotated as triacylglycerol lipase 2-like. The coding region runs from base 480 to 1289 and encodes 269 amino acids. NCBI's taxonomy places the organism in Eukaryota, Viridiplantae, Streptophyta, Magnoliopsida, Caryophyllales, Amaranthaceae. The transcript has 7 exons. The record is from RefSeq and is a predicted model, not a curated record.